This is a messenger RNA of Aureobasidium melanogenum CBS 110374, 2112 nucleotides long. Its product is annotated as acetoacetate-CoA ligase. The record is from RefSeq and is a predicted model, not a curated record. Gene Ontology annotation, cellular component: cytosol. Lineage: Eukaryota; Fungi; Ascomycota; Dothideomycetes; Dothideales; Saccotheciaceae. Bases 1 to 2112 code for a protein of 703 amino acids. Gene Ontology annotation, biological process: lipid metabolic process. The transcript has 5 exons. Gene Ontology annotation, molecular function: acetoacetate-CoA ligase activity.
AUGGCUUCCCCAUCCGUGAUGCCCCGCAAGUUGUGGGAGCAUCCGAAUCCAGAUGCUACCUACAUGGCUCAAUUCAUUAGAGAUGUUAACAAGAGGAGAGGGUUGAAGAUGAAGACAUUCCAAGACCUUCAUCAAUUCUCCAUCAACCAACGCACCGACUUCUGGGCUGAUCUGUUCGAACUCCAUCCUCUAAUUCAUACUGGAAAGUACACUCAAGUCAUAGAUCCAAACGCCAGGAUGGAUUCAGUACCUUCUUGGUUUCCAGGCGUCAAGCUCAACUUUGCAGAAAACAUCUUGUAUACCGCAGACCCCAAGGACCCGUCUAAACGCACAACCACCGGCAAAGAAAGCGAUAAAAUCGCAUUGACGGAGGUUCGUGAAGGCUGUACUGAAAUUCAACACUAUACCUGGAAGGACCUUCGUGCCAAGGUUGGAUCACUCGCUCAAGCUAUGAAAGCACAUGGAGUUCGAAAGGGCGAUCGAGUCGCUGUCGUUUCCUCUAACUCUACAGAUACCUUGGCUGUAUUCUUGGCUGUAACCACCCUUGGAGGUAUUUUCAGUUCGAGCUCUACAGACAUGGGCAGUCAAGGUGUUUUGCAACGACUUACGCAAAUCGAGCCAAAGUGGAUCUUUGUGGAUGAUUGGGCUGUGUAUAAUGGCAAGACUAUUGAUUUGAUACCGAAGAUGAAGGAGAUUGUGGAUGGAAUGCUCAAGGCAAAGGCUAAAGACUUCCAAGGUCUUGUCAGUAUGCCCAGGUUCCAGAGGAGACCGGCUGAUGUGGGAGAUGUGCCCAGGACUAUGAGUUUGGCAGCGUAUCUUGCAAAAGCUGGUGGCAAUUCUGAGUUGCCGUUUGAGAAGGUCGAUUUCAAGGAUCCGUUCUUGAUUGUUUAUUCUUCGGGCACUACUGGUGUACCAAAAUGCAUCGUGCACGGCUGCGGACCAGUUCUGAUCUCUUCAAUGAAGGAAGGCAAACUUCACCUCGAUUCUGGGCCCUCGAUGGUCAACUUGCAAUACACGACAACUGGCUGGAUCAUGUAUUUGAUGUCAACAAUGGCACUCCAGCACGGCGCACGAUCAGUCCUAUACGAUGGAUCACCCUUCAUACCCGAUCUCACCACUUUCGUCCGUAUGGUAGGAGAGCAAAAAGUCACCGAUCUCGGCAUCUCACCUCGAUACCUACAAACUCUUGCUUCAGCAUCUCCUCCCAUCAUCCCCAAGCAAGUCACCGAUCUGUCCAACCUUCGUCGUGUAUCAAGCACCGGCAUGGUAUUGCCAGAGUCUCUCUUCCACUGGUUCUACGAUGAAGGUUUUCCUCCUUCUGUUCACCUCAAUAAUAUCAGUGGAGGCACUGAUGUGGCUUCUUCGUUUGCAAUGGGUAAUUUGUUGACUCCAUUGUAUGCUGGAGGUUGUCAAGGUCCUGGUUUAGGUAUGAAUCUGCAAGUCUACGAUCAGACGAUUGAAGGAGGUAAAGGUAUCAAAGGAAAACCUUUGCCUGUCGGAGAAGCAGGCGAACUUGUUGUGACAGCUGCUUUCCCCAAUCAACCUGUCAAGUUUUGGGGUGAUGCGUCUGGACAGAAAUACUUUGAUGCUUAUUACGCUCGCUUUGACAACGUUUGGACCCACGGCGACUACAUCUUCAUCCAUCCAAAGACCGGCGGCGUAUACUUCCUCGGCCGUGCCGACGGCGUGCUAAACCCCUCAGGUGUACGUUUCGGCUCUGCAGAAAUCUACAACGUGAUAGAAACAUUCUUUGGCGACGACAUUCAAGACAGCAUUUGCGUGGGCCAGCGACGCCCUACCGACAACGAUGAAGCCGUCGUACUUUUCCUGCUCAUGAAACCCGGCAAGAAGUUUUCGGAGUCGCUGGUUAAAGACGUCAAGCAAAGGAUUGGUAAGGAGUGUAGUCCGAGACAUAUUCCCAAGUAUGUGUUUGAGACGCCAGAGAUACCUACGACGGUCAACCUUAAGAAAGUAGAAUUACCGGUCAAGAGAAUUGUUUCUGGCGAAAAAGUCAAGCCGUCAGGGACUUUGCUGAAUCCACAGAGUUUGGAGUAUUACUACAAGUUUGCUAAGGUGGAGGAGUUGGUUGGUGGUGUCAAGAGUAAAUUGUAG